This is a messenger RNA of Gryllus bimaculatus (two-spotted cricket), 447 nucleotides long. The record is from the annotation of a GenBank genome assembly. Lineage: Eukaryota; Metazoa; Arthropoda; Insecta; Orthoptera; Gryllidae.
GACCUGGCAGCUCCGUACGACGUGGAGCUGACGACGCCCGCGCCCGCGCCCGAGGUCCCCGCCACGACGCUGCCCCCGCCGCCGCCCCCGCAGCCGGUGGCGCCGUCCACACCCGCGCCCACCACCACGCCCUCCACUACCACCUCCACCACCGCGGCCGCCGCAGCCGCCGCUUCCGCGGCCAGCAGCAGCGUCAGCACCGCGCGAGCCACCACGCGCUCCCGCAACGUCAUCUUCCCCAGCGUCAAGAACAAGCCCACGCUCGCCAACACCUCCUUCACCACCGACGCGCUGCAGGGCAUCAAGGACGUCAAGGGCUAUUCAUGUCUCGACCUGCAGAACGCGGGUAUGCGGGACUCUGGUGUCUACUAUCUUCAGAUCCGUGGUACCACCUACUGGUUCCUGAAGGUCUUCUGCGAGCAGGACGCUGGUGAUGGUGGCUGGACC